UGUAACAUAUUUGUCAUUUCUUAUUAGCGGGUGGAGUCGCUUUUCUUUUGGGAAAAUAGCAACAAGUGUCUUAAAUCCUUUUAAAAAUUAACAAUAACAAAUAUGGGUUGUGCAAUAAGUGCAACAGGAGACAAGGAAGCCACUGAAAGGUCUAAAAAGAUCGAUAGAGACCUUAGGGCAGAUGGAGAAAGAGCUGCUAGCGAAGUAAAACUUUUACUCUUAGGUGCUGGAGAGUCUGGAAAAAGUACAAUUGUGAAGCAAAUGAAAAUUAUUCAUGAAACAGGCUACUCUAUAGAAGAAUGUAAACUUUAUAAGCCUGUCGUUUAUAGUAAUACCAUCCAGAGUCUCAUGGCUAUAAUUCGAGCAAUGGGUCAGUUGAGGAUUGAUUUUGGAGAUCCCAGUAAAGCUGAUAUAGCUAGGCAGUUUUUCACAUUUGCAAGUGCAGCAGAGGAGGGAGAGCUCACUCCAGAGCUCGUAGCAUUAAUGAAAAAGUUGUGGCAGGACUCUGGUGUGCAGCAGUGUUUCUCACGUUCUAGGGAAUACCAAUUGAAUGAUUCGGCGGCUUAUUAUCUCAAUGCUUUAGAUAGGAUAUCACAGCCAACAUACAUACCAUCCCAACAAGAUGUUCUACGUACUAGAGUUAAGACUACUGGAAUUGUUGAAACACAUUUUUCAUUCAAAAAUUUACAUUUCAAAAUGUUCGAUGUUGGUGGUCAAAGAUCUGAGAGGAAGAAAUGGAUCCACUGCUUUGAAGGUGUCACAGCUAUAAUAUUUUGUGUAGCGUUGUCUGGUUAUGACCUGGUAUUAGCAGAAGAUGAAGAAAUGAACCGUAUGGUAGAAUCAAUGAAGCUUUUUGAUUCAAUCUGUAACAGCAAGUGGUUUGUCACCACUUCGAUCAUUCUAUUUCUGAACAAAAAGGAUCUUUUCAAAGAGAAAAUUGCUCGUAGUCCCCUUACUAUCUGUUUCCCAGAAUAUACAGGUUCGAACACAUUCGAAGAGGCUUCAGCCUAUAUAAGAAUGAAAUUUGAAAACUUAAAUAAGAGAAAGGAUCAGAAGGAAAUAUACACCCAUUUAACUUGUGCCACAGACACAUCUAAUAUUCAGUUUGUGUUUGAUGCAGUCACCGAUGUUAUCAUAAAGAAUAAUUUGAAAGAUUGUGGUCUUCUUGUAUAAAAUACGUAACAAAGUGUCAUUCUAUUCUAAGAUGUUAUUUAAUAAGAUGUAUAUUUUACCGACUUAACACUUACAUGACUUGAGGAAUUUAUCCAAGCUUUAAAUUUUGUAUUCCUUCGAUUCAUUUGAUCUCCUUCACUUGAUCAAGAAAAAUUGAAAGACUGAAUCAACAUUGACAGAAUCAAUUUAUUUGUAACACUUCAUCUAUAUUUCCAAUAAUUACAUAAAUUUUUCAUUUCUUUCACAAAAUAUCAUUUGAAUUUGUUUGAAACUAGACAUAAAUCAUCAUGAUGAUAAUUCAAACUGGUUCAUUAUAUAAAUUUCAACCUUCUGAUAUUGAUAAAUAGGAAAGAGUUAGGGACUUUUCACUAUUUUAACGAUAAAAUUUCACUCAUUUAGGACGCACAUCAGUUCGUUUAGUUAUUGCUUGUUAUUUUCAUUUUAUUUCUCCCACUGUCUCCAAAUCCGUUUUGUGCCACAUUCCAUCAUUGAUUAAUUCAAAAUUUUAUCUGUUCAAUGUUAGAAAUAUCAAAAUAUCGAAUGUCCCUGUGUAUGACUAGUAUCAGCAACUAUCAAGGAAGACUAAUUGUAUGAAUUUCUAAUCUGCAAAUCUUACACUUCUCAGUAUUCAUGGAUUUUACCACUUUUCUCACUUAAGUAUUAAUUGGUUGAUUUACAAACAGCUUUUUUAUAUUAUUUUUUUUGUGAACUUCAUGUUGAUGUUUUUCAUGUCAUCAUUAAUUCUACUAGUUGUUUUUCGUCGAAAUCUGAAAUAAAACUAGUAUGAUCAACUUAUAUCGAAUUGCACUCGAAUCAUAUUCAUCACCGAUGUCCUUGAAGAAGGAAGAUCUUUAUAAUUUAAUACGAUUUCACUGUCUGUAGGGUUUUGAUAGAAAGUCCACUGUAUUUAAAAUGGUAAUUAUCAGUUUUUGCCAUAAAUUUUGUGUAUUAGAGUGUUCUCAAUUUUCUUAUAUUAUUCCACAAGUCAUUCCGCCAAAAACGAACUUAAAAAAGUGACUGAUUUUUGUAUACUUAAAAUAUUCACCACUAGAGAGUAUAUAUAUAUGAAUUCAAGGUUGAAAAUCUAUUUUUGUAAUCUUAGAUAUUUUUGUAUCUUUUAUCGAAUCAGUAAUAAUAUCUCGAAGAGUUUAAAGUUGAUAAUUUUUUUACUGAACUUUACAAACAAUCUCCAGUUUUUGUGGGAUUGAAAUUCCAUUAAUAUAUAAGAUAUUUGUAUCAAUGUUAUCAAAUUCAGAAUGUUUCAAAAUUGAGAUUUUGUCAAGUUUCAUUCUGUCGAACUGACAAAAGGGUGAAGAUAUUUUUGUAGUAGUUUAUUACUGGAGAAGAUAUAUUUUUUACUUGUCAUUUCUCUAUUUAUGCUCAUUAUACUUGUCUGAUUUUCAAGCAAUUUAAUGAACAAGUAUUCAAAUUUUGGUUUCAAGUUGUAUUUAUCAUAAAAGGUUGUGAUUCUUAGAGCUCAAAUGGCUACAUUUUUAUUGUUCUGUUUCGAAUGUAUAUCUGAAUAAAUCAAUUAACUGAAAAUCAGGCCAUAUACGUCUUUGAAAUUGAUCAAAAUUUGAAUUGAUUAUGGUGAAGUUCCACUGUAUAUUUUUGUAAAAUAUUUUUGAGAUAAAUCUAAUCAAUAAAUGCCUUUUUCCAAUA
Coccinella septempunctata (seven-spotted ladybird) is the source of this 2835-nucleotide messenger RNA. RefSeq names its product G protein alpha i subunit (gene Galphai). Gene Ontology annotation, biological process: adenylate cyclase-modulating G protein-coupled receptor signaling pathway. The transcript is spliced from 5 exons. The record is from RefSeq and is a predicted model, not a curated record. Gene Ontology annotation, cellular component: heterotrimeric G-protein complex. Gene Ontology annotation, molecular function: G protein-coupled receptor binding; GTP binding; G-protein beta/gamma-subunit complex binding. NCBI's taxonomy places the organism in Eukaryota, Metazoa, Arthropoda, Insecta, Coleoptera, Coccinellidae. The coding region runs from base 103 to 1173 and encodes 356 amino acids.